ACUCCCCGUGAAACGUGUGUUCGCGCAUUAAGGUGCAAUUCGGUGCAAUUUGGAACGAGUGGUUUUGAUGAAGGACAGCCAAAAAAGCAAGGAAGGGAAUUAUGCCGGUGCAACUAUGGUGAUAUAAGGCGUCGGAUGGAAGAUGGCGAAGAUUGUCAAGGUUUCUGAAUCGGUUGCGACGGUCCUCCUGUGCGAGUACUGCGCUAACCUCACUUUCAAGCACAUACAAGAUUUCGUCAGGCACCUGAGGGAACAACAUUGCUCCCGAGAAGGAGGAUCGUUCGUGUGUCGCUACGGCUACAAUGACGUAUGCUCUAGUCUCCCGGUGGAAGGUGUCUCCGAUAAGGAUUAUGUAGCCCAUGCAAGCAAGCACGCAGUGAUGCAGCAGCAAAGAAAGAGUAACGGACAGAUUUCUGAGCUACCUUCGUCAUGGACAAUAUAUUCUGCAGCGCAGAAUCUGCCAGCGGUACUUAAUGAUCCUACGAAAGGAAAACAAAGCAAUUUCUUUACAAAAACAUGGGGUGAUUCGUUUGUCGAAAAAACGGAUAUUCCUAAGAGUCCAUACCUUCCAGAAAUUACGGCUCAGCAUUUUGAAUCUUAUAUGAAAAAGAUUGCUCGGAGAUAUCGCAAGCAUGCCCGGAUGAGUUCAACUUCCACCCGACCAGUGUCUCCAAACGAAUUCCUACAGAACUUUCCAAAUCUUAAAAAAGUGAAGCUUUUGGAACGCUCUCAGUUUGAUCUUUCCAGUAUACCAAAAAUAUUUCUAAGCCAAAAUUUGGAUCUUUCACGCCGAGAUAAUUUCGAAGCGGUAUUUCCAUUCACGAAAGAAGGGUUGCUGGACAAAGAUGGCAAUGUCGUUGUUCAUGUUAAACUCAUGCAGGAGACGUUAAGCCACUAUCUGGAUAUUGUUGAAGUCAGGAUUGCGGAACAAGUUGCUUCGAAAUCUCAAGCGUUUUUUCAUGCUAUGACAUCGCAUGACGCACUCAUGGAGCAGCUUACUCAAACAAUAACGGUGUUAAAAGCGUUAAGGGAAAAUAUACAUCAGAUUGACAAAAAUCUCGUCACCGAUUCGUUAGAAGUUUUAAGACUGGAACGAGCGAGAUGCAAUCGAACAUUGGUUCAAGAGAAACUUAAAUUAAUGGCUACGGUUCACCAGAGUCAGCCUAUGAUACAAUUGUUGCUAUCUACUCCAGAUUAUGUAGCUGCUCUUGAUCUGAUCUCGACUACUCAAGAGAUACUUUAUCAAGAGUUAAAUGGCAUUCACAGUUUCAGACAUUUAAGUUCACAAUUGAGGGAAAUGGAACGACUCGUUGACAAGAUGUUGUCGACCGAAUUCGAGCGAUACGCUACAGCCGAUCUUAAUAGACCUUUGGGAGGAGAAAGCCUUGUUUUAGAUGGCGACAAGUUGGUUUCAAUAAUUUCCGGUCUGCUUCGCCAAAAGCAUUUCCAAUUUGUGGAUGCCUACAAAGAAGAGGCUAUUACCACAGUGAGAGCGGUGACCAAGGAACGAACUAUAGAAGCUUUGGCGGCAAGUGAUUGUUGCAGUGAUCAGCAGGCUGCUGCGUUGGAGGUCGGAGGCCUUUCCCUUGCCGAGAGGCUGACUCUUUUGCACAAAACGAUUCAGUCCCUUACUUCUCUUUUACAUCGAGUCAAGGCUGUUCACGAUGUUAUGCGAGAUACUGCCGAUUUGUCUGCCGGUCGUAGUCCCUAUGGUGCACUCGAUACAUCGUUGACGGACUGUUUACUGUCUUCUGAAGAGCAUUUUCGGAUUUCUAAUAAACUUGGUGAUAUGGUUACAUCGGUCUGUGAUUAUUGUCACGAGCGUCUAGGAUACCUUCUAUCGGCGGGUACCAAUGAAAAGGAGAAACUUCUUCCAACGGAAAAGGAAAAAGCCGUGAACGAGACUAUGCCCAUCAAAAGUACCGAUAAGGACAGUUCAACCUGGAACGAUAAGACUUCUUGGUUGGGUGACAGGGCUACUACUGCUCAAGUCUGUCAGUUAGCCUCUAUGGUCGAAGGGUUUACCGAGACUUGUGAAAAGCUUUGCGGAAAGCAGUGCACGGCGUUGCGGUCAGCAUUCAAGGCACAAGCUAGCAAAUUCGUGCAACGUUUUCAUUCGGAACGUAAGACAAAACUGAGUCUUCUUCUCGAGGCCGAAAGGUGGAAACAAGCCGAUGUACCGUACGAGUUUCAGUCCUUAAUAACGUAUGUGCACGAAAAUCAAGCUUUUCCCGUUAGUCUAGAUAAAUGCGAAGGCUCGCAGAGAAACAAGGUACCGGUUAACUUUGUAUCGGUAGGCGAAGAACAGUAUGCCGUAGUAGGAAGUGUCUUGAUACUCACUCAGAUGAUCCACGAAUAUUGCAGAGCGGGAAGUGAGUUAACGGCUCUGUCAGGUGCCUUAGGACGACAAUUGGCAGAACUUUUGCGUCAUUAUAAUUCCCGGUGUUGUCAACUUGUUCUUGGCGCGGGCGCUAUGCAAGCAGCGGGAUUAAAGAGGAUCACUAGUACAAUUCUGGUACUGACAUCGCGUAGUUUGAAGUUGGUUCUUUGGCUUAUGCCCUAUGUUAGGGCGCAUUUUCAAGAGCUCUCCAAUAAAAGUGCUGGCCGCGGUGUUAUUGGUGUCUGUGGUCCAAGUGGCGGAGUCGCUCUUUUAGAUAACGUGGAAAGAGACAUUCGUGCCCAUAUCAAGGAAAUAGAGGAUAAGAUCUUGACCGUUGUCGGCAAUCUUCUGAGCGGACAACUUUCCGAAUGGAAUGCUAGACCUCCUGUGCCGUCGCAGUAUUUCCGCACGAUUUCGAGGCAUCUCUCGAAGCUUCACGAGGCAGUUUCAGGGAUCCUACCUCCAUCGCAAGUGCAGUCAUUGUAUCGUACCGUAAAUGCUUCGUUUAAGGAAAAAUUGAGGGAACAGUUGAUGAAGCUGAAUAUCGUUAACGAUGGAGGACCUCAAUACUGUAUGGUUGCGACCGAACUGACAUUUUACCUGGAAGCCCUGAGAAGUUUGAAGAUUCUACCGACAGAGGAAUUAAAGGAUGAUUGGAUGAAUGAUAUAUGGACCAGAUAACAUGCAGAGCGAGUCGUGUACUGCAUUCUGGAAGCCAUGAAGCACUACAGAACGAGGUAUUUCUUAAAUGACAUUUUAUAAUUUACGCCAUUCAAAUUUAUACUGGAUUUAUUUGUCGUUGCUGUCUUGUUUAUUAUACAAGUGCAACCUUACCAAUAGUCUGGCAUACUCUUUGGUUUCAUCAGUACCAGCUCACAAACUGCAAAGACAUUGGUCUCGGAGGAAACUGGUCUUGAAAGGGAACUUCCGGAAAACAGCUCGGUGGACCGAUGGAUAGGUCGAUCAACCUUCGGCCAGUUAGUGCGUCGAAAAAAACGAGUAAGACAUACGCGCGAGAAGUAGUCCGUAAUGGUAAAGGGUUUUUAAACUGCAGUAUUUGGUAACCGUUCAUGCAGAAAAUGUAAGCGGCAUACCAGGACUAAAGUCCUCUCGGAAUUAAGAAUGUUUUGCUCCCUCAUCUAGGCACUACAAUUUUUUAUUAUUUCUUAGUAAUAUGUUAUGACUUAUCAUAUCUACGCUCGCUCGACAUCUUAUUACAGACUGAUAUAAAAUUAUCACAUCCGCAUCGAGAAGCGUACAAGCAAUUUAAGAGCAGAACAUGAUACUAAUAUACAAGUAUAUGCAUGCAUACGGUCGUUAAAUAGCUCGAAGAAGAAAGAGAGCUUGUCCAUUAUCUACGGAUCUGCGAUUGACAGAUCGGACAUGUACAUCCCUCUUUUUGAGCUUUACAUCUCACGAUAUACACUUCUUCGGUGCGGUCAUCGGAAAUUAUGAAAAUUUUAUCCAGCGAUGCAUGCAUUUACAUGUUAGUAUCGUGGGACCAAAGACGACCAUUCAGGUAGGUAGCAGGUUCAGAGUUAUUUCCUACAGGAAAAAUCACUUAUCGCCGAGUGGCCUAAAGCAAAUAUUUCUAGUCCUCCCUGUUAAAAAGCGGUUGUAAUUGAUGAAUGCUCUCGUUUGAACGAUAGCCAACGCAGAGUGGUGCAAACCGAAUGGUGCUAGUCAUUUACUAGCCAUUAGCUAGCUAAAGAAUAACCCUUUAGAUUUGAACGAGUUUAACGUAAUGUGAUUUACUACACCAAGAAUGAAUUUUAUACAAAUUCAAGGGAGGGCUAUGAAUUGGGCUUAAUGCGGUUUUCCGUAUUUCUCAUUCGCACCGAGCUAUGGAAAACUGUACAGUCCGAGAUAAUAGGUGAAUUAGAUAGUUGAGUUAGAUUUCAUACGUAGUUGUCGAGAAGACAAACGAAUUUCCACGCUGGAGGGGCUUACUGAACGCGACGUGCAUAUAAUUUUAAUUGAAUCAAACAACAGAAUAAAAAUAAGCAAAUAAAACCACUGCCACCUGGCACCGACCACUAUUGACCCUGUAAUUCAUCCGGGACAAGAAUUGGUAGUUACUUUUUAAUUUGACGCCUUAAGAGGUAACGAUGUGAGUAUUGAUGCUAAAUUAUGCCGAGGAAAGGUCGAGCAUUUAUACAUACUAAAUGAAACGCGAAGUAUAUGUAUCUUGGUUGCAGAUACGCACAUGUGUGCACAUUAAACAUCGUAUAUGUUAAUUGAAUAGAAGCGGUUGUAAAUAAUUAUUAUAUAUGAAAUGCUAAUGCCCCUGUUUAACGAUACUUAUUGUUAUCGAAAUUCAGGAAUGCAAAUUGUAGGGUGGAUCAAACAUCGAUAGGGGUAGAUCUUUUCCGGAAAUGAACGAAAGUAGAAAGUAUCAAGUCCUUUAAGUUUCAUCAUGUUAAUUAAUCAGCUUUUAUGUUGAAUAUGAACGCGCUUAGUAAACAAUUAAUAAACCCGAUUUAGUAGGAUAGUUGAUCACAAGAGACUAAAGCGUGAAAGGAAUUUGCUAUCUUAAGGAGGAUCCAAUUGACGUUGCACGUACAGAGAACGCGCAGGUUGCGUCCCGUUUUCAAUUAGUUGAGUGGCUACUACGGAUAGUUGCACUUGCGCAUUCCGAGCCUUUUCCCUUGUCUAGUCCCAUCUCUGUACAUAACAUUUAAAAACCCAAUGUCGAGGCAUUUGUUUAGGAAGUGGUUGUUCCUAUCGUGUCGGAAAAUUCUAUAGCGCUUGAUUUGUAACUUUGUACAUACAAAGAAAGUGUGCCCAAAAUUGCCCGCCUUGUGGAUUACUUUGAUAAAUGCUUGCGAAGAUGUUGAGUCGUAACGCGAUUGCUUCUGGGCUAAUUUUUCUUAAUAUUUAUUAAAGCAGAUUUUAGGAUCAAGACGGCUGUCUCAUUCUUCGGUAAUUCUGCAUACGACUCGUUAAUUUAUAGAGUAAUAUGAAACGUUUAGGUGUAAUAUAUUAUGUAUCUUGCAAUAACGUAGUCCCAUUGUAAGAAGUCAUACUAAAAAUUACACAUUAUACGAUAGUACAUUACAAAACGUGUUCUUUCGUUACGGCAUCCAAUAAGAAAGUAUGAAACAUUUUGCUCGACAUUGUAUUUGACAAAUUAUCAACUUUAUACAUAUGUAUACAUACAUGCAUACCUUACGCAAUGAGUACGACCGUCCGCCCGCGCUGACCCUCCGUGAAGAUCGAAACCUGCGCAUGCUCCGAUCGCGGCAUGCGUUACUCUAGAAACCACCUGCAAACAAACUUGUAACCCU
Orussus abietinus is the source of this 5667-nucleotide messenger RNA. RefSeq names its product vacuolar protein sorting-associated protein 54 (gene scat). Gene Ontology annotation, biological process: Golgi to vacuole transport; retrograde transport, endosome to Golgi. Gene Ontology annotation, cellular component: GARP complex. The record is from RefSeq and is a predicted model, not a curated record. Lineage: Eukaryota; Metazoa; Arthropoda; Insecta; Hymenoptera; Orussidae. Gene Ontology annotation, molecular function: syntaxin binding. The coding region runs from base 143 to 3061 and encodes 972 amino acids. The transcript is spliced from 12 exons.